Molecule: messenger RNA, 993 nt
Organism: Adineta steineri
Lineage: Eukaryota; Metazoa; Rotifera; Eurotatoria; Adinetida; Adinetidae
Source: the annotation of a GenBank genome assembly
AUGACAAACUUCGAAAGUCGCUUUAAAUGUUCUAAAUGGCUUGAAGCAAUUGAUUUUAACAAAUUUCAUAUAUCGGGUGGUUGUAUAGUGAAUAGCCUUUGUAAACAACCAUUUUCAGAUACUACUGCUCAACAAGUAGAUAUAAAUUUCAAUGGUCAUUCAUUCCAUGAAUUCAACUCAUUUUAUGAAUUCGAUAAUGAUGUUGCCUUUACAUUUUCUAAUUUACAAUCAAUUAUGUUGAAGAAUGGUUAUUUUGAUAUAGAAUUAACAAAAAAGGCUAAUGGUAGUUACAUUAUUAUACUACCUUUCAAUAUUACAUUACAGUUCAAUUAUAAAGAUGUUCCUAUUGGUACAGAUCCUGUUAGUUAUGUUCUUCAUUCAAGUGAUCUUGAUAUUACUCAAGUCGCAUUAAAGGGUUCUCAACUGUUGUGUACAUUUGCUUUUUUACAAGCAGUUGCAACAAAAUCAUUCAUUUGUUAUACAAUGCAUGCAAACAUGGAGAAAAGUAUUUGUAAUCGAAUUAUUCGAUACUGCCAAAGAGGAUUUACUUUUCUCGAACCUUAUGAACUUAAUAGUCUCUUGUAUAUUGAUAUUAUGAAUGGUACUAUUCUUGAAGAAAGCAGAGAAGAAACAAGAGAAAUAAUGGAUGAAGAUGGUGAAAUUCAAAUAGUUACAACUACCUAUUAUCCACAUAAUUCCUUGGUAUCAAAUAGUCCAUCAAAACAUGUUAAAACGACAGAUGACGCUUCGAUAUCAUGCAGUCCAUCAAGUCGUACAGAAAAACGACCUGUACCUGAAGAUUUAAAUGUUCCAACAAAAAAGAUUAAAGUUAAUGGUGGCUCAACAGAACAAAAGCCUGUAGCACCUGUUGUUACAGCAGGAAGUCAACCAAAAUUCAUUAGUGCAGCUGAAUUAGUUGUACCUCUACCCGAGAUCAGUGACGAAGAACUUCUCGAAAUGGCAUUAGAGUUCGAACGUAAAUAUGGCUAUUAA